This is a messenger RNA of Saccostrea cuccullata (small rock oyster), 1089 nucleotides long. RefSeq lists its product as uncharacterized. The record is from RefSeq and is a predicted model, not a curated record. The transcript has 8 exons. Lineage: Eukaryota; Metazoa; Mollusca; Bivalvia; Ostreida; Ostreidae. The annotation marks the transcript as partial.
UUGUGCAAGAACAAAAGACAGUUCCAGUUUUCUUUAAUAAGAACUCUACGUCAAGCUUCUAAAUGCAUUUAUUUCAAAGACUGCCAAAAUGAAUCGUCUUCAAGCAGUUUAUCAUCACGGUACAAAUGCAUGAAAAUCGAAGCGAUUGAAACACCAAAAAUGAGUAUCGAAGUGCUGAAAUUGUCUAUUAUGAGAAGCCAACCACAGAAACCCAUGGGAAUUUUCACAGAAGUAUUAGAAAGGCCAUCAUUUCCGAAAUCACUCAGACCAAAACUGUAUGUCAUAUUUGCAGACAAUCCGUAUGUUUUUGACCACGAAGAACCUUCUUUAAGAAAAUGGUUAGAAGAAAUUAAAGAAUUUGGGAUAAAAACAGGCAUGCCGUGUUAUGUAGUAGCUAGAAAGAUCCUUUUCUACAAGGGAAAUGCUAUUGUGCAUAAGCAAACGACAAACGCCAUUGUCAAGACUCUUAUCACCAUGAAUAUUUCUACAAUUUACAAAGGCGACCCCGAUGGAGGAGAUGAAUUUCUUUACUUUACGCAAAUGAUCAAAAAUUUAUCAGCCGAUUUUCCUCUACCAAUAAUUGUUUCCCUGGGGAAUGGGAAGGCUUCAGAAAAAGUUUUAGACUUUGCGAUGGGUGACAAGAUACCUAUCAUAUUUUUCAAGAUAUCUGGAGAUGAUGCUUCUGUUUUAACGGAUUUAAACAUCUGUCAAGGAAAGGGAUAUAAAGGAUUGGAACAUCAAUUCAAAAUGAAAGCUCCUUGGCAAAGAGAACGAAUAAAACCUUUAAAUAUAUCGUUCAAGAAAAGCAACAAUCAAUCCUUGAAUGAAAUUGUUUUUCUGAGUGAUUUGCUUUGUAGUCAAUCGUUAAAUGUUGACGCCAUUCUUUGCUACUUACUAAUCGGAGUUUUAAUGGCAUCUCCAUCAGACCGGAAAUACAGUGUUUUUGGGAAACUGACCACAGAAUACCCAAAUAUUUUAUCAAUGUACCUCCUGAAAGAAGGACAAUGGAAUAUACCAAAACCAACCGUUGAAUCUGCAUUUCCCAAACAUACAUUCAACAAGAAGAGUAUUGAGUAUAUUGGGGGAAAA